CCCAAGGUCGCGGCAGAGGAGAUAGGGGUCUGUCCUGCACAAACACCCCACCUUCCACUCGGCUCACUUAAGGCAGGCAGCCCAGCCCCUGGCAGCACCCACGAUGCGGGACCUGCCUCUCACCAGCCUGGCCCUAGUGCUGUCUGCCCUGGGGGCUCUGCUGGGGACUGAGGCCCUCAGAGCAGAGGAGCCAGCUGUGGGCACCAGUGGCCUCAUCUUCCGAGAAGACUUGGACUGGCCGCCAGGCAGCCCACAAGAGCCUCUGUGCCUGGUGGCACUGGGCGGGGACAGCAAUGGCAGCAGCUUCCCCCUGCGGGUGGUGGGGGCUCUAAGCACCUAUGAGCAGGCCUUCCUGGGGGCCGUGCAGCGGGCCCGCUGGGGCCCCCGAGACCUGGCCACCUUCGGGGUCUGCAACACCGGUGACAGGCAGGCUGCCUUGCCCUCUCUACGGCAGCUGGGGGCCUGGCUGCGGGACCCUGGGGGGCAGCGCCUGGUGGUCCUACACCUGGAGGAAGUGACCUGGGAGCCGACACCCUCGCUGAGGUUCCAGGAGCCCCCGCCUGGAGGAGCUGGCCCCCCAGAGCUGGCGCUGCUGGUGCUGUACCCUGGGCCUGGCCCUGAGGUCACUGUGACGAGGGCUGGGCUGCCGGGUGCCCAGAGCCUCUGCCCGUCCCGGGACACCCGCUACCUGGUGUUAGCGGUGGACCGCCCUGCGGGGGCCUGGCGCGGCUCCGGGCUGGCCUUGACCCUGCAGCCCCGCGGAGAGGGCUCUCGGCUGAGUACCGCCCGGCUGCAGGCACUGCUGUUCGGCGACGACCACCGCUGCUUCACACGGAUGACCCCGGCCCUGCUCCUGCUGCCGCGGUCCGAGCCCGCGCCGCUGCCUGCGCACGGCCAGCUGGACACCGUGCCCUUCCCGCCGCCCAGGUGCGCGCAGGCACCGGGGCACGGGGCAGGAGCGGGCGGGGGCGGCGUGGCCUCGUGGCCGCUCUCAACUCCCCCAACUGCGGGUUCCAGGCCAUCCGCGGAACUCGAGGAGUCGCCACCCAGCGCAGACCCCUUCCUGGAGACGCUCACGCGCCUGGUGCGGGCGCUGCGGGGCCCCCCGGCCCGGGCCUCCGCGCCGCGUCUGGCCCUGGAUCCGGACGCGCUGGCCGGCUUCCCGCAGGGCCUAGUCAACCUGUCGGACCCCGCGGCGCUGGAGCGCCUACUCGAUGGCGAGGAGCCGCUGCUGCUGCUGCUGAGGCCCACUGCGGCCACCACCGGGGAUCCUGCGCCCCUGCACGACCCCACGUCGGCGCCGUGGGCCACGGCCCUGGCGCGCCGCGUGGCUGCCGAACUGCAAGCGGCGGCUGCCGAGCUGCGAAGCCUCCCGGGUCUGCCUCCGGCCGCAGCCCCGCUGCUGGCGCGCCUGCUCGCGCUCUGCCCAGGUGGCCCCGGCGGCCUCGGCGAUCCCCUGCGAGCGCUGCUGCUCCUGAAGGCGCUGCAGGGCCUGCGCGUGGAGUGGCGCGGGCGGGAUCCGCGCGGGCCGGGUCGGGCACAGCGCAGCGCGGGGGCCACCGCCGCCGACGGGCCGUGCGCGCUGCGCGAGCUCAGCGUAGACCUCCGCGCCGAGCGCUCCGUACUCAUCCCCGAGACCUACCAGGCCAACAAUUGCCAGGGCGUGUGCGGCUGGCCUCAGUCCGACCGCAACCCGCGCUACGGCAACCACGUGGUGCUGCUGCUGAAGAUGCAGGCCCGUGGGGCCGCCCUGGCGCGCCCACCCUGCUGCGUGCCCACCGCCUACGCGGGCAAGCUGCUCAUCAGCCUGUCGGAAGAGCGCAUCAGCGCGCACCACGUGCCCAACAUGGUGGCCACCGAGUGUGGCUGCCGGUGACCCCUGCGCCGCGCGGACUCCUGCCCCGAGGGUCCGGACGCGCCCCAGCUCGCGCCCCUUCCCAUAUUUAUUCGGACCCCAAGCAUCGCCCCAAUAAAGACCAGCAA
Messenger RNA from Pan troglodytes (chimpanzee), 1983 nucleotides. It is a transcript of the gene AMH, whose product is annotated as anti-Mullerian hormone. The transcript has 4 exons. Gene Ontology annotation, molecular function: growth factor activity. Gene Ontology annotation, biological process: Mullerian duct regression; gonad development. Lineage: Eukaryota; Metazoa; Chordata; Mammalia; Primates; Hominidae. The record is from RefSeq and is a predicted model, not a curated record. The coding region runs from base 104 to 1876 and encodes 590 amino acids.